Grus americana (Whooping crane) is the source of this 3235-nucleotide messenger RNA. RefSeq names its product ubiquitin conjugating enzyme E2 R2 (gene UBE2R2). Gene Ontology annotation, molecular function: ubiquitin conjugating enzyme activity. NCBI's taxonomy places the organism in Eukaryota, Metazoa, Chordata, Aves, Gruiformes, Gruidae. The transcript is spliced from 5 exons. Gene Ontology annotation, biological process: protein polyubiquitination; ubiquitin-dependent protein catabolic process. The coding region runs from base 76 to 792 and encodes 238 amino acids. The record is from RefSeq and is a predicted model, not a curated record.
GGAGGGAGCGCGGGGGGGGUGGUGGUGGUGGUGGUGGUGGUGGCGGCGGCGGCGGGGGCCGCGCCGCGCCGCGCCAUGGCCCAGCAGCAGAUGAGCAGCUCGCAGAAGGCGCUGAUGCUGGAGCUGAAGUCGCUGCAGGAGGAGCCGGUGGAGGGCUUCCGCAUCACCCUGGUCGACGAGUCCGACCUCUACAACUGGGAGGUGGCGAUCUUCGGGCCCCCCAACACCCUCUACGAGGGCGGGUACUUCAAGGCUCACAUUAAAUUUCCUAUCGACUAUCCAUAUUCACCACCUACCUUCAGAUUCCUGACCAAAAUGUGGCACCCCAACAUUUAUGAGAAUGGAGAUGUAUGUAUUUCAAUUCUUCACCCACCUGUAGAUGACCCACAAAGUGGAGAGCUGCCGUCUGAGAGGUGGAACCCUACCCAAAAUGUCAGGACUAUCUUACUGAGUGUAAUCUCUCUGCUUAAUGAGCCCAACACGUUCUCUCCUGCCAACGUGGAUGCAUCAGUCAUGUUCAGGAAAUGGAGGGACAGUAAAGGAAAAGACAAGGAGUAUGCUGAAAUCAUAAGGAAACAGGUUUUGGCUACCAAAGCUGAGGCAGAGAAGGAUGGCGUGAAGGUCCCCACUACGCUGGCAGAGUAUUGCAUCAAAACUAAAGUGCCUUCCAAUGACAACAGUUCAGAUUUGCUUUAUGACGACUUGUAUGAUGACGACAUUGAUGACGAAGAUGAGGAGGAGGAGGAUGCCGACUGUUACGAUGAUGAUGACUCUGGCAAUGAGGAGUCGUGACCUGCUCCCUCUAUGCCCCUGUACUGCCCUGCCGACUCAGGCCAGAAGGGAGCAGCGGUAACCUAGCAGCAGUCCAGCAAAAAAGUGUGUGGGGGGGGGGAUCAAAAAAAAAACUGUCUCCUGCUGUCUCCUGUUGUAUGGAUCUGUUUGCUCCUUUUUUAUGGACCUCUUAGAGACCCUCCACAGAAUGUCUGAAUUCUUGCAUUCUUAACCCUUUCAUCACUGUAUUAUGAUUUCUUUUUAAAAAAGAAACUCCCCUUUUCACUUCUCUACAAAACGCUCACAGCGAAACAGGUUUGCUCGCGUUUAGAUUCUUGAAUUAAAUACAGUCUUGCAUUGAGAUGUUUAAUGUAUUUAAAGCUGGAACAAACCCAUUGGAAGCUGGGUUUUCAGGAGCUCAAGUGCUGCAUUUACUGGAAAGAAAAAAAAUCCACACAAAGCAAAUUGCCAAGGUUUAGCUGCUCCAUUUACAAUAAUAGCGUGUGUACAUUCGUUUAGCCUUGUGGUGGUGGCUUUUCCUUUAUAAGGUGUGGGGUGGAGAGUGUAAAGCUACUGUGUGUUGAGCUUGAUGGGAUGUUACUGAAAGGUACAGUAUUCCUUUUCAGCCUGCUCAAGUUAGGAAAUAGCUGGCCCCUGGAGCCCCAGAGGGCACAGUCAGCUUUGUCUCUGAAAAAGGCUUGUGAUAUGAACCCUAAAAUAAACACUUACACUUCACAUCUGUACAACUGAGCCCUGGGUUGCUAUUUAUUUUUUAUUUUCAGACUAAGUUGAGGUUGAAAAAGUUCAGUGUAGCCAUGCUGCUGAGAUCUGCUGCCAGCUGCCCUUCUCUGGAGGGAGGAGAACAGACAUGCAUCCUGCUGCCCAGCAGGCCAGCGUUCAUCCUGAACUUGUUUUUGGCAGUGGGAGACACCGAUAGCCUCCUGCCCCAGUGCUCACUAGCAGCCCUUGCUUCUGGCAGCCCAUGUCCAGUGCUGGCCUGAGGCUUGUUUCUGUUGCUUAUGUAGGUCAUACAUUGGUAAAUGCAGCUCUGCGGGGUCGGCAGAAGUCAUUGCUCCCUUUGGUGCCUGUCUGGGGUGGCCAGGCUGUCCCUGUGCCUGUAGUGGUGGCUGGGGCAGAGGGGAUGCAUGUGUGCUGGGCUCCCCCCUGCCUGGGGCAUGGGUGAGUGGGUGCAGCCCCAAAGGAGAGGGGUACAUGGUGCUUUCAGGCUGGAAGAGGCAGCCUGGGGCAAGGUUUGACAGGCUAUUUAGCAUCACACUUCAGCUGGUGCACUGAGCUCAGCCUCCUGCAUGUUUUUGGGAGCUCUUGGCAGAGCUUAGGGCCCUCUCUUGUGGGCAGGGGGGGAUCCUGCAUGCUUGUCUCUGCAGCACCCUCUUCCUUGGUCCCUCAGCACCCUCACCCCAUUGCAGUGUGCUCUUGUUCAGCUGUGGUGCAGUGGCCUGAAUUCACCUUUUGCAUAAUCCCUUGAUCAGCAGCCACCCUGCCCUCCUGUGCUGAGCCCUGGCACCUCCAGGAGCAGAUGUGAGGCACUGGCCUGGCUUGGGUGAGACCCUCCAUUCCCAUAGGCACAGAGGCAGUUACCCUGAUAAGAGCUGCAGGCUUGGGCAUUCGCUUAUGCCUCCCCUUUGUGCAUCUCAGGGUUUUCAAUGGUACAUCAUCAGCUGUGGUCCCUGGGAGGUGCUUUGGUGCGGUAAACUUUGUUCUGUGAUCAGCUUGGGAUCUGUGUCCAGAGGCAAGGAGCAGGAUCAGAGUGAGCAAGCUCAAAGUGUACUGCCUGGAGGGAGAGGAGGGGAAGGCAGCCCUUGGGGAGGGGAGGGUGGCUGGUGGGGGUUCCAUUUGGAGGGAGCAAGGCAGAUAUGUUUUCAAAAUGUUGCUGGUUGGGAUUUUCAGCAGCAAGGACAGUCCCUGCUCCUCUGCCCCAGGCUGUGCGGGUGGUGCAGCUCCCUGCAGAGCAAAGGCAGCCCAAGUGGCGAUACAUUGCCCCGGUGUUCCCCAUGACGGUCAGCCCUCCUGCUUGCAUGUUACCUCCCAAACUGUCCCACAUGGACUGCUUCCACUUGUCCUUCCAGCAGACUGACUCAGCCCCUGGUGUUUUUUGGAGCCAGUGGUGGGGCUCCCCUGCAUCUAGUGAUGGUGUAGGGCAACCCUAGCUUCACUCUAGCCCUGUGAGGGGCAGCAGUGGUGCUGGCAAAUGGGAUGGGGACACCAGCCCCCAGCUUUUGGGGGGCUACUGGAGGGUGAAGGACUGGAGUAUGGCAAUGCUUGCUGUGCAGAUGACUUGGUUUGAAAUGAGGAUACUGCAUCUUUCAGGAUUCCCCUUGUACUUUUGACCGUCUUCACUGUAUACUCUCCAGUGACUUGUAUUUUCAAGCUUGGUGUUGUAAGAUGCAUUAUCAUGACUCUUCUGUUACCCUUUUUUUAAAGACCAAAAAAAAAAAAAACCAAA